UUUUUCGAUUUCCACAUAUUGGUUGCCAGGCCGCCUUUAGUUCUGACUUAGCGCAUUGCUACACGCGUGAACUACUUGGCCUGGCGUUUCUCAAUGGGGUCAGGAGACUCCUAGCACAACGGUGCUAUAAAGUGUAUGAAAAAGGUGACUAGUAGACUGAAGCAAGAUAUUCCGUGUGUAUUAACAGCCAUAUAAACUCAUCGAGACGUCGGAAAUAGUGAGUUGCUUGUGACAUCUAAAGAGUAACUCUUGAAGCGACUAACAAUAACAAGUGCCGGGACGGCUAGGAACUGGUGACAUCUAUUAGGAUUUAUUGACACUCGACAACCGAAUGAUAACAUGGUGUCCAGGUGCAAUUUGUGUACGCACAUGAUUCCCGAAACUGACCUGGUUAAAACAGGUGCAGAGUGCAAACACGUAUUUCAUCCACGAUCUGUAAAACAAGCAAUGUCUCUUCAGACGUCAAGAGGAGCAAAUAAAGCAAUAAAAAAGCAUUGUCCGGCCUGCAGCCGGCCUGUCAUAGAGCAACAGUCAGUCUUACCUAUUGGAGUGCAGACGCUGUUGCAAUCGGUGGAAAGAAAGCUAGGGGGUAUAGAUCAGAUGAAUGCAUCAAUAAUAGAUCUCUCGCGUCGGGUUGAUGCACUAACAGUAAGUAAUGAAGAUCUUAAGAAGGAAACUAAGGAGUUACGCAAUGUAGUAGUCUCUAUGAAAGCAGCCUGCGAAGAUCUAGAUAGGAAGACGACUGACAGAUUCGAUGCGUAUGAAAAAAGGCUGAAACAGCUGGAAGCAUCUACCUCAGGAGAUAGUACGGGGGCAUGUUACGCGGCCCAAGAACGGAGGCUGCUGAGACUGGAAUCGAGAUCAAUGGCAACGGACUCAGUUGUUACUGGAGUGCCGGAAGAAGAAGACGAGUCACUAAAGGAAGUGGGGGUCAACAUAGCACAGGUAUUAGGGGUACGGUUAGAGAAGACUGAGGUACUGCAGGCUGUGCGGAUGGGUAAGCAACGAACUAAGAGGGUUCGACCUAUUUUAUAUCAACUGGCCAUCCCCGCUAAGUGUGAAGAGAUUAUUGAGGGAAAAAAGAAAAAACGUGAUCUGAGAGGGGCGGACUUUUCAUCGAAAUGGAAUAAUGAAUUGAAAAUCUAUAUAAACCGUCGCGUUCCGGCAGCGUUAAAUAGACUUAGGCAAGAGGAGCUAAUGAAGUAUAAACAUAUCCCAGCACGCUCGGUGUGGAUUGCAGAUGGCGCGGUCUUCAUACGAAAAGAAAAAGACUCCAUGCCAAUUCAUAUUGGAUCUCUCGCGGAACUAGACUCUUUAAUAGAUUGACCAACACCCCCUAUAGCCUCCAAGAAAAUCACGAGGGAGAAUAUUCACACAUUAAGAGCUUGUCACUUAAACGCGCAAUGGCUACCCGCCCAUAUAGACGAAUUUCGGUCCUUCUUUCUGAACAAUCAAUCUGAUCUGAUCGCUAUAAGUGAAACCUGGCUGAAUGAGAAUAUUACUGAUGUCCAAAUAACGCUUCCAUUUUACACUGUCUUACGGAAUGACCGAACUCAUCGUCAUGGAGGAGGUGUGGCGCUAUAUGUACGAGAUGGACUAAAAUCACGGUUACUAGCUGUAUCACCAAGUGCCCAAGGAGAUGUCCGACCGGAAUAUCUAUUUGUAGAAGUUUGGGCCAAAUCCCAGCCGAAAAUACUGAUCUCCGUAGCCUACCGACCCUUCAAGGCUGGUUUCCUGGAUGACUUCGAAUAAGAACUACAAACGCUAACGCCAUCUUACAAAACUGUCUUAGUAUUCGGGGAUUUUAAUGCCAACCUGCUUAGUAAUAGUUUUGACUCAAUGCAUGUUAAAAUUAUAUUAUAUAGCCAUUAUAACUCCCCGAAAAAUACUUAGUAUAUGUAAAUAGUAAUCAUACUUAGUCUCUCUGGAAAACGUAGCCUAAAAUUGAAGUAAUUUAUAAUAUUAAGUUUGCCUAAAUGUAAAAUUGUUGUGGUUAUGAGGGGACUCUGUCCUAGAGCCAAAUAAAUCACUAAAUCUCUCUGUCUCUCUCUCUGUCUCUCUCUCUCUCUCUCUCUCUGUCUAUCUCUCUGUCUCUUUCUCUGUCUCUCUCUCUCCUGUCUGUCUCUCUCUGUCUCUCUCUCUGUGUCAGCUGUCAUGGCGACUAGGAGUUGUGUGCUAUUUUUGUGGUCUACUAAUAUAUGUUAAAUACGGGUAUCACUUUUAAUAAAAAUUAUUGUGAAGUGACUGGUGUGUUGCAUACAGAGUGUACAACGAAUAUAUAGUGAAAUAUUCGUUGCUUGACCUGUUCGCUUCUCGUAACUUAUAUCUGAAAUAUUCCUAUGCGACCAUAGUGACUGUUACUUGGAUUCAAUUACUUCAACACUAGAAUUGAACACUAACUGAGAAUUUGAAAGUCUGAAACUUGAUGCAUCAUGAUAUGCAGUUCUUGUGUGUGAAGUUUAGUGGGUUGCACUUUUAUGCAGACUGAAUCCUUGUCCCAGUGUAUUUCUUGCUUCGUAACCGUUUAACGCCCUGAAAGAUAAUUUGGUUUAUUGUUAAUGACUAAUGAUAGUAAUUAGUGACAUUGACAGCUUCUUGAAAUGUAAAUAUUGUCUA
This is a messenger RNA of Cephus cinctus (wheat stem sawfly), 2616 nucleotides long. RefSeq lists its product as uncharacterized. The transcript has a single exon. The coding region runs from base 340 to 1326 and encodes 328 amino acids. The record is from RefSeq and is a predicted model, not a curated record. NCBI's taxonomy places the organism in Eukaryota, Metazoa, Arthropoda, Insecta, Hymenoptera, Cephidae.